AUGGGCUCGUCCAGUUUGAUUUUACUCUUCCUCUCCAUCUUCCUCUUCCUCGGAGUGAACAGGGGGCUCGCUACCCCUCUCACACCCAACCCACCUACGAUGGAGAGCACCACCAUCCCCAGUGAUCCCUGUGAGGGGAGACCCUGUCUGAAUGGGGGUGUGUGUACCCCCCUGACACAGUCUGAGCAGAACCUUCACACCCUGUCAGAGUCCUGGGCUUACACCUGCAGCUGCAGCUCUGCCUUCACCGGACGCAAUUGUGAGUUCUUUGCAGAUCCCUGUUCUAGCAGCCCCUGUCUCCAUGGCAACUGUAGUCAUAGUGAUGAGGGUGAGGGCUUCAUCUGUGAGUGCAGUGAGGGAUUUGGAGGUGAGAGGUGUGACCAAGCCAUUUUUGACCUCGCUGAGCCCAGCUGGGAUCUAGCAGAGAGCCCUGCCCCUGAACAUGCCACUCCAGCUACUCCUGCAACUGCCACUCAACCCUCUCAGCCAACCACCAUCCCCACUACCACAGAAGCCCCACCCACACUGCAGCCAUGGCAACCCAAACCUGGGCAGAGAGUUGCGGAGGUUGAGUGGGAGGAAGAACAGGUCACUGAGGGAUCAGACUGCGUGACUUCUGCUGGCAGUGAGACGUUCAGAAUGAUGACUGUUUCUAUGGAGGUUGCUGAGGAAACUGCUGUCAAGCUACUGGUGAACGUGAGUGGGGCUCCAGUAUUAUGGCGUGUAGGUAAUGCUGGCUUUCAGCAGUGCUCCGUGGCAGACGGCACCAUCAUCUGGUUCCAGCAGGCUGCAGACGGACUUGUCGUCCCUGACCAGUCCCUCCCUCUCGGUCACAACUACUUCAUCAGUGUGUUGCAUUUUGGUGCCCCUGUUGGCCUGGAGGUCACAUUGCGCCUUCAUCUCACAGUGAAGGCCAGCAGCUGUGUGGAGCCGGGCAGUCGCUUCAGUGACCCACAGUGCUCUGGGAAAGGAAAAUGCAUCACUCAACCAUCAGUGAGUACAUUUUACUGCCAGUGUGAGGAGGGCUAUUCUGGAAUCUUCUGCGAGGAGUAUGAUGCAUGCCACCUGAGACCCUGCGACAACAACGGCACCUGCAGUGAUCUGAAACAGGGAGACGACGGUCGCAACUACACCUGUUCCUGCUUGCCAGGUUUUGAGGGAGAUCGGUGCCAGACUCUGGUGGAUCAUUGUCUCUCUGAGCCCUGCAGGAAUGGAGCCUCCUGUACCAGCACCCUGGACGGACCACACUGCUUCUGCCCAGAGGGGUACCAGGGCAGUUUGUGUGAACAGAAAGUGGAUCCCUGUGCCUCCAGUCCAUGUCAGAAUAAUGGGACCUGCUACCCUCAGGGUACAGGCCUCGGCUUUGGCUGCUCAUGCACCUCUGGCUUCACCGGGCCAACCUGUGCCCAGCUAGUGGACUUCUGUGCCCUGAACCCGUGUGCCCAUGGCAUCUGCCGCAGUGUGGGCACCAGCUACAGGUGUCUCUGUGUGCCAGGUUAUCACGGUUUGUAUUGUGAGGAGGAGUAUAAUGAGUGUCUUUCUGCUCCGUGUCAGAACUACGCCACCUGCAGGGACCUCAUCAAUGCCUAUGAGUGUGUGUGCGCACCACAAUAUGAAGGACGUCACUGUGAGAUAUAUAAGGAUCCAUGUCUGAAGGUUCACUGUGAGAAUGGUGGACGCUGUGAGAGUGGAGGGAGAAAUGCAUCCUGUGUGUGCCCACAGGGAUAUGUGGGUGAAAACUGCGAGGUUGAUGUAAAUGAAUGUGAAAGCAACCCCUGUCAUCAUGGUGGCACCUGCAUCGACCAAUCAAAUGGCUACACUUGUCACUGCCCACCUGGAUGGGUAGGAGGGAGUUGUGAAAUCCACCUUCAGUGGAAGAUGGCUCACCCAGUGGACACUCUCACUAACAUGCCGCGUCACUCCCUCUACAUCAUCAUUGGAGCUCUGUGUGUGGCCUUUGUCCUUAUGCUCAUCAUCCUCAUCGUGGGAAUCUGCCGCAUCAGUCGGAUUGAGUAUCAGGGCUCAUCUCGCCAUGCCUACCAAGAGUUCUAUAACUGCCGCAGCAUAGACAGCGACUUCAGCAAUGCCAUAGCAUCCAUACGUCAUGCUAGGUUUGGGAAAAAAUCCAGACCUGCCAUGUACGAUGCCACGCCAAUCACCUACGAAGACUACAGCGCCGAUGACAAGCCCCUCGUGACCCUCAUCAAAACUAAAGAUUUAUAA
Messenger RNA from Chanos chanos (milkfish), 2223 nucleotides. RefSeq names its product delta/notch-like EGF repeat containing (gene dner). Gene Ontology annotation, molecular function: calcium ion binding. NCBI's taxonomy places the organism in Eukaryota, Metazoa, Chordata, Actinopteri, Gonorynchiformes, Chanidae. The transcript has 13 exons. Bases 1 to 2223 code for a protein of 740 amino acids. The record is from RefSeq and is a predicted model, not a curated record.